CAUUUAACUCAAGCCAUUUUAUACUCAAAUCAUUCCUUACAUAAUAUGGAAUUUUCGCAGUCCUCCAUUAAAGCUUCAGUUCAAAAGUUUAUGGAAGAGAUGUUCUUGGCCCUGGAAAAUCCCUGUUCCCUCAUCGCCACCUCCGCUUAUGACACUGCAUGGCUAGCCAUGGUUCCUGCAGAUAAUCGCAACCCUUCGCAACCCAUGUUCAAGAUUUGCUUGGAUUGGGUGCUCAACAACCAGAAAGAAGAUGGAUUUUGGGGAGAGUGUGACGCCCUUGGCAUGCCCACUAUUGAGUGCCUUCCGGCAACCAUUGCUUGCAUGGUUGCGCUCAAAAGAUGGAAUGCUGGGGAACUAUUGAUUGAGAGAGGUAUGGCAUUCAUUGGGGCUGAUGCAGAGAAGCUUGUUACGAGAGAAAUAUAUCAGUCGUGUCCGCGGUGGUUUGCCAUAAUUUUCCCAGCAAUGAUUGAGCUUGCGCAUGCAAAUGGCCUGGAGAUUAUCUUCCCCGACAGAUUACAGCGAGCAGUGAUGGAUAUAUUCUAUAGAAGGCAGGAAAUUCUUGAUAGGGAGAAACUCGUAGACAAGUGCACUCACCCUCCAUUAUUAGCUUAUCUCGAAGCCUUGCCUCUGCACAAUAUUGAUCAAGAAGAUGUUGUUAAGCACUUGUGUAAUGAUGGUUCGCUAUUCGAGUCCCCUUCUGCUACUGCACGUGCCUUCAUGGCUACUGGAAACAAAGACUGUUUAAGUUACCUUCAAUCUCUCGUUCAAAAAUGUCCUUGUGGAGUUCCACCAACAUAUCCCAUGGAUGAAGAGCUAAUAAAGCUUUGCUUGGUCAACCAUUUACAAAGGCUGGGUUUGGCUCAAUAUUUCAAGCAAGAGAUUGGAGAAGUAUUGCAACAUGUUUACUGGAAUUACAUGAACCAAGAAUCCAAUGCAGAAUCAGACAAUUCAGUUGUUCUUGCAUCAAAGCUAUACAAAGAUUCUUUGGCAUUUCGGCUCCUUCGGAUGCAUGGAUAUAAUGUAUCACCAUGGAUGUUUUGUUGGUUUUUAGAUGAAGGAAUUCAAGAUCAUAUCCAAAACUAUCAGGAAUUCUUCUCAAGUGUAAUGCUUAACGUUCACAGGGCCACCGAUCUUAUGUUUCCUGGGGAAUAUGAAGUUGAGGAGGCUAAAUCUUUUUCAAGGAAUUUACUCGAGAAAAGCAUACCAAUGCAAACCAGAGACCAAAAGGAUUUUCCAUUCCCAAAUUUUCAUAAAAUGAUCAAGCAUGAGUUAAGGUUUCCAUGGCUGGCUCGACUAGAACACCUAGAACACAGGAUGUGGAUUGAAGAAAAGAAUAUCACUGCUCUAUGGAUGGGAAAAGCCUCGUUCGUUAGGUUUUCAAGCUUUCAUAAUGACAAGCUAAUGCAACUUGCCACAAGAAACUACGAGUUUCGACAGUCAAUUUACAGGAAAGAAUUGGAGGAGCUGAAAAGGUGGUCUAAAAGCUGGGGUCUUACUGAUAUGGGAUUUGCUCGGGAGAAAACUGAAUAUUGUUACUUUGCUGUUGCUGCUAGUACUUCACUGCCUCUGGAUUCUGAUAUACGAAUGAUAAUUGCAAAGAGUGGAAUAAUUAUCACAGUUGCUGAUGAUUUUUACGACACGGAAGGUUCUUUGGAUGAGUUGGAAAACCUCACAGAUGCAAUUAGAAGAUGGGAUGCUAAAGGCUUGAAAGGCCAUAGUAGGUUUAUCUUCGAUGUCCUUGAUGAUCUUGUGAGAGAAAUGGCUGAAAAAUACCUCCAAGAAGAAGGAAGUGAUGAUAUAACAGCCGGUCUUCGAUAUAUAUGGUAUGAAACGUUCAAUGCAUGGUUUACGGAAGCUAAGUGGAGCAGAAGUGGAUUCAUACCAUCAGCAGAGGAUUACCUUGAAACGGGCAUGACAUCUAUUGCUACGCACACCCUUGUUCUUCCAGCUUCAUGUUUGUUGAACAAAAGUUUACCAAAGUACCUACUCAAGCCACCCCAUGAAGCCAUUACCAGACUGAUUAUGAUCAUCCCUCGUUUGUUGAAUGAUAUACAGAGUUAUGAGAAGGAAGAAAAAGAAGGAAAAACAAACUUUGUUUUGCUCAAUUUGGAAAACAAUCCUGGAAUAGAACUUGAAGAUUCAAUAGCAAUUACUAACAAGAUGCUCGACGAAAAGAAAAGAGAGUUGAUACAGCAUGCUCUAAUGGAUGGCUUUAAUGAUUUACCAAAACAAUGCAGGCAUCUCCACUUGUCAUGUUUGAAAGUAUUUCAAAUGUUCUUUGAUUCUAGCAAUAGAUAUGAUUCCAGCACAGAAAUGCUUCAAGACAUUCAAAAGGCAAUAUAUCUCCCUCUGGAAGUGAUAGAACCAAAGCCCUUAAAACUUCCUGAGACAACAAUUAGGCCCUUGUUGCCUCCAGCUCCUCUGCAUUCUGGAUCAGGAAAGAGAUAUCAAACAAUUGUCAACUAUCACUUUGAUCAUCGUUUCAAGCAUAACAGAACUAGCAUUUCUGCAAAACGUAUAGCUUGGCCUCUUUCGAAGUAUCGAUCCAUGAAUAUGCCUAUGCCAUUAAACUUCAAAUUAUGUUUUACGUAAGUUCACAGGACUCGGUAUACAAAAUAAGUUGGGUCAUUUUUUUUCUUUUGGAAAUAUGACUAGCUUCUUGUAAUAGAGAUAGUCUGCAAGUUGGUGAAAAUUCAGGAUAGGUUUAGUGGUUGGUGUAGUGUAUUGUGUAGAUAUGUUUGCUCAGCCAUGCCUGUGAGCAUGACUGUAUAUAACUAUGCUUUGUAUUUAAAUGAUGAUAUUAAUUUUAAUGAAUAACAAUAGUACUUGCAUAA
Hevea brasiliensis (rubber tree) is the source of this 2834-nucleotide messenger RNA. Its product is annotated as (E,E)-geranyllinalool synthase. Gene Ontology annotation, biological process: diterpenoid biosynthetic process. The record is from RefSeq and is a predicted model, not a curated record. The coding region runs from base 46 to 2592 and encodes 848 amino acids. The transcript is spliced from 12 exons. Lineage: Eukaryota; Viridiplantae; Streptophyta; Magnoliopsida; Malpighiales; Euphorbiaceae. Gene Ontology annotation, molecular function: magnesium ion binding; terpene synthase activity.